AUGGAGCUGACCGUUAGAUUAUUUCCUUCCCUUAUCAUCAUUUAGGACUACUUUGAGAUUCCGAAGUAUCAAAUUCAAGAAACAUCCACCGGCCGUCUCCGGCGAUCCAAAGUCAGCACCAUCUGUUUUGAUGAAAUGCUGACCGCCACCAGUCUCUCCUCUCCACCGUCUUCUUCCGCAUCAGCCUUUACGCCGUCAAUCCCGUUUUCGGGCACACUCCGUUCAUCUUGCUCUUUUGCUACUCCAAUACUAAGACUUCCUACUGCAAGUACAAGCUCUGCCAAAAAUAGGACUUUUCUACGCGUUCAAACAUCUUCCUCGUCAAGGCCGAUGAUCGAGAAGGAAACGCUGGAGUCCCAACGGCCAGAUUCGUUCCUACGUGAUUCCGAUACCGGGGACUUCUCCGGCAAAGAAGAUAAUCCGGGUUCUGUGAGGGCUCGUUUUGAGAAGAUGAUUAGAGAGGUCCAGAACAACGUGUGCUCGGCGUUGGAGGGUAUAGACGGAGGGGGGAAGUUUAGGGAGGAUGUCUGGUCCAGACCCGGUGGUGGCGGUGGCAUCAGUAGGGUUUUGCAGGACGGCCACGUAUUCGAAAAGGCCGGCGUCAAUGUCUCUGUAGUUUACGGCGUCAUGCCUCCCGACGCCUAUAGAGCUGCCAAGUCAUCCGCCUCUGCCGCCGACAAUGGCGACGUAAAGGCCGGCCCUGUCCCCUUUUUCGCUGCUGGGAUCAGCUCGGUUCUGCAUCCAAAGAACCCUUUUGCUCCAACUCUGCAUUUCAACUAUAGGUAUUUUGAAACGGAUGCUCCGAAAGAUGCUCCUGGAGCACCAAGGCAGUGGUGGUUUGGUGGUGGUACUGAUUUGACACCUUCCUACAUUUUUUAUGAGGACGCGAAACACUUCCACUCGGUUCAAAAAAGUGCUUGCGAUAAGUUUGAUCCCAGCUUCUAUCCUCGAUUCAAAAAAUGGUGUGAUGAUUAUUUUUAUAUUAAGCACCGCGGAGAGAGGCGGGGUCUAGGAGGAAUAUUCUUUGAUGAUUUAAAUGACUAUGAUCAGGAGAUGCUUCUCUCUUUUGUUACAGAGUGUGCGAAAUCUGUCAUCCCUGCAUAUAUACCGAUAAUAGAGAAGAGGAAAGAUACACCCUUCACUGACAACCACAUAGCGUGGCAACAACUACGUCGGGGACGCUAUGUAGAAUUCAACUUGGUUUAUGACCGUGGAACAACAUUUGGACUAAAGACGGGAGGCCGGAUAGAGAGUAUUCUUGUUUCUCUUCCAUUAACUGCACGAUGGGAGUACAACCAUCAACCACAAGAAGGGACUGAAGAAUGGCGGCUUUUGGAUGCUUGUAUCAACCCUAAGGAAUGGAUCUGAGUUCUAGUUUAUGGAGGUUAUAUGUAAUUGUUUUCUCUGCCAAUUGAGUUAUUUAUAUACGUAGUAUUUAUAAGUUUCCUGUUUCAGUAUAGGUCAGACAGAGUUUGUAAUGUUUUGUCAAAGGACAUCAUGAACCCUUGGUGUUGAUAGAUUUAUUGCUGUCUUUUGUUUUUCUUAAGACUUGAGUUUUCAACCCUUGCCAAGUACCCAGUAGCUUUUAUGUUUUUCAUCUAUAUAAUUUAUUUAUUUAGUUUUUGCCUGCUGGCAAUCGAAGCUUUUUUGAGAUACAAAGUUACAGCUAAAUGAAAUUUGUUAUUCAAAA
Molecule: messenger RNA, 1690 nt
Organism: Cuscuta europaea
Lineage: Eukaryota; Viridiplantae; Streptophyta; Magnoliopsida; Solanales; Convolvulaceae
Source: the annotation of a GenBank genome assembly